Messenger RNA from Nicrophorus vespilloides, 4716 nucleotides. It is a transcript of the gene fra, whose product is annotated as neogenin. Gene Ontology annotation, molecular function: protein binding. The coding region runs from base 174 to 4604 and encodes 1476 amino acids. The transcript has 18 exons. Gene Ontology annotation, biological process: cell-cell adhesion. NCBI's taxonomy places the organism in Eukaryota, Metazoa, Arthropoda, Insecta, Coleoptera, Silphidae. Gene Ontology annotation, cellular component: membrane. The record is from RefSeq and is a predicted model, not a curated record.
AAUAUGGCGCUGGGCAGUUGUGUACGUUCCUUUAGUGUGUUUAGUCAUCAGUGAGAGAAUUUCGCGUUUUCGCCCGAAACUCCAUCAAUAUAUAGGAAUUCCGAUUAGAUUUUGGAGAAAAUGCAGUCGCGUUUAUGAGAGGUGUUCGGUCGCGUGUGCAAAGCUAGGACAAUAUGACCCGGACAAAUUCCCACUGGACGAGAAAACUUCUGAAACCUGCGCUGGAGUGCGUCUUCUUGGCUUUUGUUUUGACGUCUACGUCUGAAGGAUAUGUCUUGGAAUUUGCAACGGAACCUCAAGAUACGGUCGUACAAAACGGACAUUCAGCCGUCCUAGAUUGCGUGGUGAAAACGGCGGAUCAUCAUCAGAGUGCAAUAGUGACGCAAUGGUUGGAUCAGGACCACCAGGCGCUCUCCUUCGUAGGCGAUAAUUACAGGUCUCAGCUGACUAACGGUUCGCUUUAUAUAAGCAGCGUAUCAGAUCAGCAUGGCUUAGCUCUGACCGGCGCUUAUCAGUGCAAGGCUUCACUUCCUGGAGGUGCUUCCAUUGUCAGCAGGACGGCUCAGCUCAGUUUAGCAGCUUUAUCGAAUUUUAUUCGAGAGCCACUCGAUAUAACCGUGUAUCGUGGUCAGAAGGCGCACUUCGCGUGCAGAGUCCAUUCCGUGCCACCGCCUCAAAUAAGGUGGCUCAAGGAUGAAAGACCUCUGAAACGGGAUGAAGUCAGGAUGACCUUUCUGCCAUCCGGUGCAUUGGAAAUCGACGAAGUUAAAGAUUCGGAUCAAGGAUCCUACAGAUGUAACGUAUCCGGGUUGAAUUCGAAUCUAUUAAGUAACAAAGCCAAUUUGAUCGUCGAGGAUGAUAUCGACCAGAGCUACGCGCUCUCCGCUCCAACUUUCAUAGCCUCACCUCUACCAGAGGUUGUGGUCGAAGGGCAGACCGUGACCCUUGAUUGUGCAGCUAAUGGGAAUCCAACGCCGAGUAUUAAAUGGCUCAAGGACGGCUAUGCCAUUGACAUUGCCGAUCUGGACAGCAGAUUCAAUUUAGUAGGAUCGACGAGUUCGCUGACUAUCGUUCGCAUCCAGAAGGAGGACGAAGGCACUUACCAAUGCCGCGCCGAGAAUAAGGAGGACAGUUUAGAUGCGAGCGCUCAGAUCCAGGUUCAGGUUCCACCAAAAUUCUUAAAGAAACCGCAGCAUAAAACGGAAUUGGUGAAUAAGGAUGUUGAAUUGGAAUGUGCGGUUUAUGGAAAGCCGGAACCGAAAGUGCAUUGGCUCAAAAACGGGGAACAUAUUAACAUGAACGAAUACUAUCAACUAGUCAAUGGGAAUAACUUGAAGAUUGUGGGUUUAAUGAAGAGCGACACGGGCUUAUUCCAAUGCGUCGCCGUUAACGCAGCGGGUAAUGUCCAAGCUGCUGCAAGUCUAACAGUCAUAGACGGGAAGUCUAAGAGUCCUAAGAAGCCGAAUAAGCGUAAGAAAACUGCGCAGCUGAGGCCGAAUGACGAAACGUCUCGUGCCCUAUUCGAUAUCUUGAAAUCUGAUAGCUCCUCCGGUUCGAAGCUGGGCGACUUUAAUUUCGGGUACUCCGCCCCUCUGAAACCCUUCAAUAACAAUAACUACAGACAUGGUCCCUACUACCAAAGUAACUUCUCGACGCUGCAAAAUUCCGACAGCAAUAACAAUCUGGGAGACACAUUAACCAUUACUGAUCCCUUUUCCUCUUCCAAACCGUACGUAGGUGAUGACCCUGGACACAUCUUAGAUGGGGCUCCUGGCCCACCGCAAGACCUCAAAGCUCUGUUCAUCAAAGCGAGAUUCAUCGUUCUCAGCUGGAAACCUCCGGUCGUUAAUAAUGACGAUAUUGUCACUUAUUCCGUUUAUUUUCGACACGAGGGGAGCGAACGCGAGAGAGUCCAGAACACAACGCGCGCCAAGCUCGAGGAAAUUAAUAUCGGCAGUUUGCAGCCGGGGAAAGUUUACCAUUUUAGGGUCGUCGCUUACAAUUCUCUUGGUAUGGGCGCCUCCUCCGAGACGUUAGCAGUUACCACACAAAAUGAAGAAAAUGUUCCGAGCGCUCCCGUUGAUUUCGAGGCAUACGCCACUAGUACCAGAUCCAUACACGUAAGCUGGAAAGCUCCGGAGAUCCCGAAUGGCCCUAUUCUAGGCUACAAGAUUUACUACAUUGAGAUAUUACAGUCGAUGGAGCACAGCGUUGAGACGAAGAACACCGAAUUCGAUAUAAUAUCAUUAUCGGUGUUCAGUAAAUACAACGUUUGGGUGGUUGCUUUGAACAGUAACGGGCCGGGAACCGCAACCGAGGAAAAAGUUGUGCAAACUUUCAGCGACGAACCUUCCGAACCCCCAUAUAACGUCACCCUCGAACCGGCAAGCAGCACCAGUAUAAUCGUUCGGUGGGAGCCGCCUCCGCUCGAAGGACAGAACGGAAUUAUUACGGGGUAUAAACUCCGGUACCGGAUACAGGGCAAGAAGGGCAGCAAUACUUUGUCGACAGCCGGAAACAGCCGCAUUUACACGCUAACCGGUCUCGAGCGCGGAUCCAUAUACCAAGUGAAACUCUGGGCACUCAACAUCAACGGCACAGGUCCACCCACCGACUGGAUCGAAAUUGAAACGUACACGAACGAUCUAGAUGAAAGCAGGGUACCGGAUAAGCCGGGACCUUUGAAGGUGCGCCCCGCUUCCGAUAAGCUGUAUGUGGUCUGGAGUCCACCCGAAAACCAGAACAUCAAAAUUCGAAAUUAUAUUCUCGGUUGGGGCAAAGGAAUACCGGACAUCUUCUCACACGAACUAGACGAGAAGCAAAGGCAGUACAUCAUUCCGAAUCUAGAAGCAAAUUCCGAAUACGUCAUCAGCUUAAGGGCGAGCAACGAAAUUGGAGCGGGAGCACCGGUCUAUGCGAACGUUCGCACAAGGGAAGAGCAACCUCCGGAUCUCAUCAGCCCUCUGAUUCCACCUGUUGGACUCAAAGCACAGGUCCUCAGCGCUUCGAGUGUCAUCCUCUAUUGGGUAGACACUACUUUGAGCAAAACUCAAUUCGUAAGAGACAACCGCUACUAUGUAGUGGAAUAUCGAUACACUUCAGGAAAAGUCCCAAAAACCAGGCAUGUGAACGUCACCAAUUUGAAUGUGAUGAUUGACGACCUGAAACCGAACACUCUUUACGAAUUCAGCGUAAAAGUAGUUAAAGCUCGGAGGGAGAGCCCUUGGAGUAUGGUUGUUACAAACACGACCUGGGAUGUACCACCAGGCAACGCGCCAAGGGAUUUGAACAUCCAAUUGGCCGAGGACACGCAAUUGGUCGAAUUAUCCUGGCAACCGCCCAAGCAGCAAAGCGGGCAUGUAACAGGUUACAUUAUUCUGUACACGAACGACAGCACUCUGAGGGAUCGCGACUGGUCGGCACAGGCCGUCAAAGGGGACAAACAUAAAUCCACCUUGACGGACCUCCAACCAUCAACAAAAUACUUCUUCAAGAUUCAAGCUCGGAACAACCGCGGGAACGGUCCUUUCUCUUCAGUGAUUUCAUUCAAAACGGGUCAAAACACGGGAUUUCUGCCAUUGGAUGCACAUAGCAAGGAUAAAAUGGGUGUAUUUUCCGGGACUACCCUGUUGAUUAUAAUAACCGUUUCUUGUGUGGUUGCGCUAGUAACUGGAAUAUCAUUGAUCGCAAUAUCUUGUUGUCGAAAACGUCCGACUAACACGACUCCGGAUAGAAGUAAAAAGGGUUACCAAAAAGGUACACAAAACGUGAAACCGCCAGAUCUAUGGAUCCACCAUGACCAGAUGGAGCUGAAGAACAUGGACAAGAGUCAUAAUAAUGAUGGUGCCAGUAGUAGCGGUGCCAUGACGUUGCCCAGAAGUGUGGGUACAAAUGAUUACGAUGACAGAGACACGCAACACACGAAUUCCUUGGAUAAGAGGACCUACGUUCCAAAUUAUAUGGCUAUUCCAAAUGCUCCAACAAUAAAUUCGAGUAAUUUGAGUCAAACGAGUUCGGAUUCGACGCCUUCAAACAGACCAUCGUAUCCUCGGACCCAAUACACAAUUUCAAGGGCUCAUGUCACCCUUGAUCAAAACCCGACAAUCGACAGCCCCUACGCUUCUCAUACGUCCAAUUAUGAUGCGCACAACGCAGCUCCUCCUUACAUUAAUCAAGUUCCGCCCCCUAUAGCCCACGUUCCGCCAUCCAGUACUUACGCCCCCGGAAUGAGUAUCUUAGCUGAAUCACAAGCCAACAAACGGAUGCCAGGAGCAAAUCAGCAUCCUCUGAAGAGUUUCACCGUUCCAGCACCUCCUCCUAUCUCCGCCCCAGGGACGCCGCAACCUAAGCACGUCGUAACGCCUGCUCAAUUAAUAGUGAGACCGAACCAAUCGCCGUACAAGAAACCGCCUUCGAGCGGUUCCAGCACUCUAACGGGAACACCCCCAUCCAGGAUUGCCAGCAACCCGCCCCCGCACAACGUCGAAGAGGUGCAGAGACUGAAGCCAUCACAUUCCACUGAAGAGCUUAACCAGGAGAUGGCGAAUCUGGAAGGGCUGAUGCUCACACUUAAUGCCAUAACUGCCAACGAGUUCGAAUGUUGAGAGUACACGAAACAGGCCCCUCCCAAAAUACCCCAUCCACCUUAAAAGUAAAUAAACAAAAAAAAAACACGUGAUCUCUAAACAAAAACAUAAAUAAUUAAUUGAGAGAAAG